CCCACUUGAUUUUAACUUCACUUGGCACUUGGUUAAAACUACUUGGUUUCGACAAAUAUUACCCCCAAAAAUUAAGGCUCCCAAAGAGCAUGAUUUCCAGAGCGUCCCGUCAGGGACGUGAGUUGUCCUCCCAAAGCACCGACUUCCUGACUUACCUGCCCGGAGCCCUGCGCCCCGUGCUGUUCCUGUUCUACACCCUGGAGACGGUGUUCAACAUGUUUUGCAUGGGCUACCACGUCACGGGCUUCCAGGCCAUCAACCUCAAUGACCUUGGCCCGAAUGGACAGUUUAUCCACUACCUGUACCUGGUCGUCUUCUACGCGUUCAUGGUGCUUACUCCCUUCCAGAGCGUCUCCAUCUGCACGGGUCACACGCCCAACGUUCUGAUGGAGAUCUACAAGGCGUCGGCGGGCGCGGUGGUCUUCCUCCUGAUAUCCCUGACCACGAUGUGGAACGCGGAGCGGCAGUUCUACUUGUUCUUCGCCACGAUUGUGGCCCACGACCAUGAGGACCAUGGCUACACUGAGUUCAGGGAGGACCUUCCAAAUCACCCGUUCUUCAAGUUCAUGCGGGGCCAGUCCAUCUCCUCGCUGGCCUGCGGCCUGAUCUACAUGCUCCACGCGGCCAUAAUGAUCGACGUCAGGUUGACCUCGCGGUUCAAUGACCACGGCAAGCACGCCCCCAUCCCUCUUUUCGUCUUGGGACGUGCUUUUCACAAGAGACUUUACACCUACCAAUGGUUUCGGGAUUUCUGCGACAACACCAUUAUGGAUAUUUGAAGGUCCAAAAAUUGAGGUUUUAUUGUGUGAUAGUACUGAGCUGUGAAGCCUUAUUUUUAAAUUUUUUAUAUGGCUCCACGUAAAAAAUUUAAAAAUAGGAUUUCGAUAAUAAAUUAAAUGUCAAAGCUUUAGAAAA
Molecule: messenger RNA, 915 nt
Organism: Drosophila biarmipes
Lineage: Eukaryota; Metazoa; Arthropoda; Insecta; Diptera; Drosophilidae
Exons: 1
Coding region: 90-779 (229 amino acids)
Source: RefSeq, a predicted model, not a curated record